AUGAGUGAAGGGGAGGUUGGAAGAGAUCGCGUGCUGUGCGACGUUACGGUGCAGCAUUUGCCCUGCGAAAUUCAAUACACAGGCGGCGCUCCGAUCUCUACCUAUUUCGUUGUGAAAGGGGACGGAGAAGGGAAAGAAGCAACGUUUCGAGGUAGAUUGUUGAAGGGCGAGGUCAUUUCUCUUCCAGAGAAGACUUCUGGUUUUGUAAUGUCAAAGAAGAUUACACCAGACGGAAAGGAGAGAUUGGAAAUUGAAAAGUCGUUUAAGGAGGUAACGGAGUGGUUCGCUGAUGAAAUACCGACGGACAAGGAGAGUCAUGCAAUCAAAUCCUGUAUAGAGUAUAUGAAGAUGAUGGAACAAGUUGUGUCUUUUUUGCAAUCUCAUCCUGUAGAUUCAGAGUUGGUCUUUUUGUUGCAACAAGCAUAUACAAAUUGA
Messenger RNA from Blastocystis hominis, 435 nucleotides. RefSeq lists its product as hypothetical. Gene Ontology annotation, cellular component: ribonuclease H2 complex. The transcript has 2 exons. Gene Ontology annotation, biological process: RNA catabolic process. NCBI's taxonomy places the organism in Eukaryota, Bigyra, Opalinata, Blastocystidae. The record is from RefSeq and is a predicted model, not a curated record. The coding region runs from base 1 to 435 and encodes 144 amino acids.